CCCCUCUGCGCGCCCCCCGGCCCCCGCCGGCUCGCAGGAGGAGGGCAGGCCGUUCUGUUCCCCCGCACCCCUCCCCGCGCCGGCGGCUCUGGGGCCCUGGUGGGGAGCAGGGGGCCCCCGAUUAGCCGAGGAGCAGGGGUGUGGCCAGCGGGCCCCGGGUAGCGAGUGAGUCACACGCGCUGCUCGCUCGCCCAGUCCUGGGGCCCAGCGCCCGAGAGAGCUGCGCGCUGGCCCGGCCCGAAGAGUGUCCCCGCGCUUGGCAUGAGGACCCUGGGGUGCCGAGGGAAGGGGCUGCCCAGCCUGGCGCGGUUGGUGGAGGAGGGCGGACAGAAUGACUGAGAACAUGAAGGAAUGCUUGGCGCAGACCAAGGCGGCCGUGGGGGACAUGGUGACAGUGGUGAAGACAGAGGUGUGCUCCCCGCUCCGGGAUCAGGAGUAUGGCCAGCCCUGCACCAGGAGACCAGAUUCCUCGGCCAUGGAAGUAGAGCCCAAGAAGUUGAAGGGGAAACGUGACCUCCUCAUGCCCAAAAGCUUCCAACAAGUGGACUUCUGGUUCUGCGAGUCCUGCCAGGAGUACUUUGUGGAUGAGUGCCCAAACCAUGGGCCCCCAGUGUUUGUGACCGACACGCCUGUGCCCGUGGGCAUCCCAGACCGGGCAGCCCUCACCCUCCCGCAGGGAAUGGAGGUGGUGAGGGAGGCCAGCGGGGAGAGUGAUGUGCGUUGCAUCAAUGAGGUCAUCCCCAAAGGCCACAUUUUUGGCCCCUACGAAGGGCAGCUUUCCACGCAGGACAAGUCGACUGGUUUCUUCUCAUGGCUGAUCGUGGACAAGAACAACCGCUACAAGUCCAUAGAUGGGUCGGAUGAGACGAAAGCCAACUGGAUGAGGUACGUGGUCAUCUCACGAGAGGAGAGGGAGCAGAACCUGCUGGCCUUCCAGCACAGCGAGCACAUCUACUUCCGCACGUGCAGGGACAUCCGGCCUGGGGAGUGGCUGCGGGUGUGGUACAGUGAGGACUACAUGAAGCGCCUGCACAGCAUGUCCCAGGAGACCAUCCAUCGCAACCUGGCCAGAGGAGAGAAGCGGUUGCAGAGGGAGAAGGCUGAGCAGGCUCUGGAUAACCCGGAAGACCUGCGGUGCCCCCUCCAACUCCCCGUGUUGAGACAGGGCAAGAGUCCCUACAAGCGCAGCUUUGAUGAGGGGGACUCACACCCCCAGACCAAGAAGAAGAAGAUUGACCUUAUCUUCAAGGAUGUACUGGAGGCCUCACUGGAGUCAGCAAAAGCAGAAGCCCGCCAGCUGGCCCUGAGCACGUCACUGGUUAUCAGGAAGGUCCCCAAGUAUCAGGAUGACACCUAUAGCCACUGUGCCAUGCCUGUGGCCCAUGGCCUACAGAAUGUUAGCCGGACUCAAGGGGAUGCGUCUUGGAAGAUGGCUUCAGGGGCUACCCAGGAGCCAGGCUCAAUAGAGGAUGAGGAAGAGGAGCCUUCGUCUUUUAAGGCUGACAGUCCUGCUGAGGCCUCACUGGCCUCCGAUCCCCAUGAACUGCCCACCACCUCUUUUUGCCCCAACUGUAUUCGCCUCAAGAAGAAGGUCCGAGAACUCCAGGCAGAACUGGACAUGCUUAAGUCUGGGAAGCUCCCGGAACCCCCCAUUCUGCCUGCACAGGUACUGGAGCUCCCCGGGUUCUCAGACCCUGCAGCCUCAGAGAGCUUGGUCUCUGGCCCCGUCCUCAUGGAAGACGACGACCAAGAGGUGGACUCAGCUGAUGAAUCCGUCUCCAACGACAUGAUGACAGCGACUGACGAGCCUUCCAAGAUGUCCUCGGCCACUGGGCGCCGGAUCCGGCGCUUCAAACAAGAGUGGCUGAAGAAGUUCUGGUUCCUGCGCUACUCGCCCACCCUCAACGAGAUGUGGUGCCACGUGUGCCGCCAGUACACGGUGCAGUCCUCACGCACAUCGGCUUUUAUCAUUGGCUCCAAGCAAUUUAAGAUCCACACCAUCAAGCUGCACAGCCAGAGCAAUCUGCACAAGAAGUGUCUGCAGCUCUACAAGCUACGCAUGCACCCAGAGAAGACGGAGGAGAUGUGUCGCAACAUGACCUUGCUCUUCAACACCGCCUACCACUUGGCAUUUGAGGGCCGGCCCUACCUGGACUUCCGACCGCUGGCUGAGCUGCUGAGGAAGUGUGAGCUCAAGGUGGUGGACCAGUACAUGAACGAGGGGGACUGUCAGAUCCUCAUCCACCACAUUGCCCGGGCCCUGAGGGAGGACCUGGUAGAGCGGCUCCGCCAGUCUCCCUGCCUCAGCAUCAUCCUGGAUGGCCAGAGCGAUGACCUGCUAGCUGACACGGUGGCUGUCUAUGUUCAGUACACCAGCAGCGAUGGACCACCAGCCACAGAGUUCCUGUCACUGCAGGAGCUGGGUUUCUCCAGCACUGAGAGCUACCUGCAAGCACUUGAUCGGGCCUUUACUGCCUUGGGCAUCCGGCUGCAGGAUGAGAAGCCUACAGUGGGCUUGGGUGUGGAUGGGGCCCAUGUCACAGCCAGCUUACGUGCCAGCAUGUUCAUGACCAUCCGCAAGACGCUGCCUUGGCUUCUAUGCCUGCCCUUCAUGGUGCACCGGCCCCAUCUGGAGGUUUUAGACGCCAUCAGUGGGAAAGAGCUUCCUUGCCUGGAGGAACUAGAGAACAACCUCAAGCAGCUGCUCAGCUUCUACCGCUACUCACCGCGCCUCAUGGGUGAGCUGCGUGCCACGGCCUCGACGCUCUGCGAGGAGACGGAGUUUCUGGGUGACAUCCGGGCUGUGAGAUGGAUCAUCGGUGAGCAGAAUGUGCUCAACGCCCUCAUCAAGGACUAUCUGGAGGUGGUGGCACACCUCAAGGAUGUUAGCAGCCAAACGCAGCGGGCGGAUGCCUCGGCCAUCGCACUGGCCCUGCUGCAGUUCCUCAUGGACUACCAGUCAGUGAAACUCAUCUACUUUCUCCUGGAUGUGAUCGCUGUGCUGUCGCGCCUGGCCUAUGUCUUUCAGGGUGAGUACCUCCUAGUGUCUCAGGUGGAUGACAAGAUCGAGGAAUCUAUCCAGGAGAUCAGCCGACUGGCUGACUCUCCGGGGGAGUACCUGCAAGAAUUUGAGGAGAACUUCCGAGAGAACUUUAAUGGGAUCGCCAUGAAGAACCUCCGAGUAGCCGAAGCCAAGUUUCAGUCCAUCCGGGAGAAGAUCUGUCAGAAGACUCAGGUGAUCCUGGCUCAGAGGUUCGACUCCCGCAGUCGGAUCUUUGUGAAGGCCUGCCAGGUGUUCGACCUGGCCACCUGGCCCCGGAGCAGCGAGGAGCUUGUGAGCUAUGGCAAAGAAGAUAUGGUUCAGAUCUUUGACCACUUGGAGGCCAUCCCCACCUUCUCCCGGGAUGUGUGCCGGGAGGGCCUGGAUCCCCGGGGGAACCUGCUGAUGGAGUGGCGGGAACUGAAGGCCGAUUACUACACCAAGAAUGGCUUCAAAGACCUCAUCGGCCAUGUGGGCAAGUACAAGCAGCGGUUUCCACUCUUGAACAAGAUCAUUCAGGUUCUGAAAGUCCUGCCUACGUCCACAGCAUGCUGCGAAAAGGGCCGCAAUGCCCUGCAACGGGUGCGCAAGAACCACCGCUCACGGCUGACCCUGGAGCAGCUCAGUGACCUGCUCACCAUUGCCGUGAAUGGGCCGCCCAUUGCCAACUUUGAUGCCAAGCGGGCCCUGGACAGCUGGUUCGAGGAGAAAUCGGGCAACAGCUACACACUGUCAGCGGAAGUACUCAGCCGGAUGUCAGUGCUGGAGCAGAAGCCAGUGCUGCAUGCUGUGGACCAUGGGCCGGAGUUCUACGCAGACAUGUAGGGAGCUGGCAAGGCAGAGUUCACUAAGCUGUUGAAUAUUUUUUUAAUCUCUCUACGCAUAAGCUUUGAUAUAUUAUAUAAAUAUAUAUUAUAUUAUAUUAUAUAUAUAUAUA
Molecule: messenger RNA, 3977 nt
Organism: Suncus etruscus (white-toothed pygmy shrew)
Lineage: Eukaryota; Metazoa; Chordata; Mammalia; Eulipotyphla; Soricidae
Gene: PRDM11
Product: PR/SET domain 11
Exons: 8
Coding region: 332-3865 (1177 amino acids)
Biological process (GO): regulation of transcription by RNA polymerase II
Cellular component (GO): nucleus
Molecular function (GO): RNA polymerase II cis-regulatory region sequence-specific DNA binding; protein binding; DNA-binding transcription factor activity, RNA polymerase II-specific
Source: RefSeq, a predicted model, not a curated record